Molecule: messenger RNA, 2022 nt
Organism: Fusarium oxysporum Fo47
Lineage: Eukaryota; Fungi; Ascomycota; Sordariomycetes; Hypocreales; Nectriaceae
Exons: 5
Coding region: 1-2022 (673 amino acids)
Molecular function (GO): acyltransferase activity, transferring groups other than amino-acyl groups
Source: RefSeq, a predicted model, not a curated record
AUGUCAAAACUGACGAAGAGUUCGUGCAAAGUCCAGAUGAGGCCACUUGGCCUGGACUAUGGCUCAAUCAAGACUGCUGCUGAGAUCAUCAGCCUUUCUUUCGCCUCAGAUCCCUUGAUCCGUUGGCUCUCGCGUGACCGCUCUGGUCCUGGCUGGGAGACUUUGACACCUACCCUGCAGCAAUGGCAAGAGGCACGCCUGCGCGAGUAUGCAGUCCGUGGAAUCGCCAUGGAAGCCGUUACAAUGGAUGAUACUCAUAGAAGCGUUGGAUCUUGCUUUUUGUUUCCCCCCAGGCCAGUGUAUCGAUGGCUGAACCCACUCUGGUGGCCGUCAUAUUUGCGAGUCUUAUGGGACGAGUGGUGGGUCCAACCAACUGAACCAUUCUGUCUAGAAAAGGUGAUACAACUUGCACAAGUCAAUAAUAGCAGAUCUAACAAGCCCUCACAGAGGAUCGGAAUCAUGAUGGAGUCUCAUAACGAUUUCGAGGAGAGGAUCAAGAAGAAAUAUCCACCAAAUUCUCUAUACUACCUCGAGAUUGCUGCGGUCAGACCUGAUACGCAGGGAAUGGGAGUUGGGAAAACGAUCAUGCAAUGGGUGGUGCAGAAGAUAGGAGACUAUCCAUGCUAUAUUGAGUGUACAGACAGGAACAAUGUCGCGUUUUACGUCAAGUAUGGCUUUGAGGUUGUCGAAGAGAAGGAAUUGGUGGAUGAGGAGGAAGCGAUGCCACCAACGACUUUGUUUUACAUGAUUAGAGAUACAUUAGCACUCAAGAAAUGUGUCCAAGCGGGCAUGACCUGCGAGGGUUACAAAACACGAUUGACAUGGGGCUCUUCAGACACUGCAAGCUCAGCAGGGGGCGGUAUAGUCUUGAAACCAAUUCGUCCACCACGCCAGAAGAGUAAAUCUCUGCGUAAUAGAAGGGUAAGCCCCGCCGUUGAGACCGUGGGAGACCCGCUGGUGGACUUGCCCGACUUUUCGUCAAUGCAGUCGCCAGAUGAACUGGAUCUGCUUUGCUUGCAAUUCGAAUCAUUAUCAGAAGGUUUACCAGACGAGGAAGUCUCACAGAAGCUUAUGAACACUUAUAGUAUCUGUCUAAAGCACGCUUGCUUAGCGUAUCAGGCAAGUCUUGAUGUUGAUACCAGUCAUUUGACACCUCUCUACAUGCAAUCGGCUCUUUCAAACUAUCUCAAUGACUUGGAAAAUCCAAGCAUGUUGUGCCAGGAUGUCACUUUGGCAACGGGGGUCUUAUUAUGCAGCGUUAGCAUAAACUCACUAUAUAUCUGGUCACCCCUGCUGAAAGGUCUUCACGGAGUCCUCCAAGCACGUGAGCUGUUGAAUGAUCCACAGAGACCCCCCGUGGCAAACCAUCUCCUUGAAGCUGUCGGGCUAUUAGAUAUACCGUUCUUCACCCUGAACAGGAUUACACCGUCACUGGAAAUAUGGAAAUCCUAUGUCCAACCACACAAACACUCCGGUAUUGAGCAAGUGUCAGGGAUACCUUAUAGUCUGAUGAAUUUACUAGCGAACAUGGACUCUACCACCAUCGAACAAGAUCUGUUGCAGUGGCCCGGAGAACUUGGCGAUGAGUUCGCACAGAUCCACCUCUGGGAAGCGUUUCGACUCGCCGGUAUUCUUCACAGCCGCUGUCUGGCUGACCAUCCCCAAGAUCAAACAAAUCCACCGACAGCCAAGGUUAGCACCGAAAUAUUACGCAUGAAGGUAUUUGCAUCGAUUCAAGCGAUCAUCGGACUCGGAACGUUCAACUUUCGACUCUCACUCGCCAGGGCCAUAUUAUACCCUCUUUUCAUAGCUGGCAUUUUAGCCGAGAAUGCCCAAGAACAGCAGCUGACCCGUGUGGCCUUCCAAUACAUAAUGCAAAAGGGACAAGAGGGAACGGAGCAGAUAAUAUUGGAUAUUGUGGCAAAAGUUUGGAAGAAUGGAAAAGGUGGCAACGAAGCGUCUAAGUUGAUGAUAGCUACUGAGGCUACGGGGGAGCUGAAUGCUGAGAUUCACCUCUACUAA